UGCCAGGCAGUAAAAUAACAGAACAAAAUGCGAAUGAAUAACAUCGGGACAAGUCCAUUCCGAGUUCAUGCUACUAGCUAGUUCCUCGACAAACCCCAUUGCUGCCAUUCUAGCCUAGGGCCAACGUAUCCGUACAUGGUCAAUAUUUGUUUCGGCGAGCAUUACUAGCGGCACGCAGGGGAAGGUACAACGCUCUUGCUUACCAUUGGAUGGCAUUCCGACUACAACUGCGACCAGUAGCGACAACCGGACGGGUCGAACAUUCAGCUGGCCGGUCGGCCGACAACGGCAACGCUCACUGAGGCAUUCGGAAUACGCUAGCUCAUAGCUUGCGCUUGACGAUUAGUGAAGAGACUCGCCUUUCACGACUAUGCCGGCGAAGAAAGAGGUCAUAUUGCAGCACCAGCUGAAGAGUGAUGAUGACUACCAUAAGAUGCUCAGAAAAGAAGGCCUCACAGUGGUGGAUGUGUACGCCAAGUGGUGCGGUCCGUGCAAGGCAAUCGUUUCUCUGUUCAGGCGCCUGCGCAAUGAGCUUGGUGACGACAUGCUGCGGUUUGCUCUGGCCGAGGCAGAUGGCAUCGAGGCACUGAAGGAGUACCGUGGCAGGUCGCAGCCAACGUUCUUGUUUGUCGCGACUGGUGAAGUGUUGGUCAAGGUCAUCCGUGGCGCGGAUGGGCCUCUCAUCGAAAAGACAAUCGUCAACGAACUGAAGCAAGAGCACAUGGCUUUGGAGGGACAGGUCGACAGGGCUGAGUUCAACGACACCUUCUUCGAGGAGCUUGCAGCCAAGCGUGCUGCAGAGGAGGCUGCGGCUGAGGCCGAGAGGAACAAAAUCGUACCAAUCCGAAAGCAGCUCGCGCUCAUGGUUCUGAAGCCGGACGUCUUGCCGGAGCAAGCAGAAGAGAUCGUGCAGAAGACAAUUGAUGCUGGAUUUCAAGUACUGAAGCGCAAGGAAAUGACUUUUGAACGCGAAGUAGCAGAGGAGCUGUUCUCGUCAUUGAAGGAAGAGAGCAACUAUGAGGAACACAUCGAGCACAUCACGAGUGGUCCCAAUGUCAUACUGAUCAUCACCAAGAAGGGCAAAGUGGAGAACUUGAUAGCCGACCUGCGAGAAAUCGUCGGGCCCAUUGACGUCGAGGAUGCACAGGACAACUAUCCGGAGAGCAUCCGUGCUCUGUACGGCCGCGAUAAGAUCCGCAACGCUUUCCACCUCAGCUCGUCAAAGAUCAGUGCUGAACGGGAGAUUGUGAGUCUGUUUCCCAGGUUCAAGGCUCCGUGGAUAGAGGGCACGGCACCCGAGACCCAGCAGGCUGUGCUGGUCAUUGGUCCAAUGUUCGUGGAAAACCAAGCUUCUAUCAUUGAGCAGUUCACGGACAGCAAUGCGUGUGUACUACGACAGCGCUCCGUGCAGCUGGAGCAGGACGACGUGGAGACGCUCUACCCCGACUGUCAGGAGAACGCCAACAUGGAGGAGAUCACCGCGCACAUGGUCAGUGCUGAGUCUACGCUAGUGCUGCUGGAACAUGAGGAGAUCAUCGGCUUGUUUUCGGAAACUCUUGGCGCGGCCGCGCCGAAGGAUGGCGAUGCCAGCCUUGGCAGCAAGUCCGCCGGGGAAGGUACAGCAGACUCACUGUGCCUCUACAGCUCUGCGUCUCUUGAGACGGCCGCGCGGGACGUCAACCGCUUCUUCCCAAUGCAGCAGACGCUUGCGAUCAUCAAGCCACAUGCAAUGGAACGGAAAGAGGAAAUCCUCGAGGAGAUCUCCAACCGUGGCUUUGUGAUUGCGAUGCAAGAAGAGAAGGAGCUGCAGUCGGACGUGGUGGCUGACUUCUACGCUGAACACAAGGAGAAAGACUUCUAUGCCAGCCUGGUCGAGGCCAUGUGCAGCGGUCCGGUGGAGACCAUGAUUCUGUCAUCCCGUGACGGCAUACAGGCCUGGAGAGAUGCUCUAGGACCCACCAGCACUAUUGAAGCGAAGGAGCAGAACCCAGGCUGCCUGAGAGCAAAGUUCGGUGGCGAGGAGUUCGAGAAUGCACUGCAUGGCAGCGCCAGCGCGGAGGAAGCCCAGCGCGAGGUCGAGCUCAUCUUCGGCGAGGGCCUGGAGUUCGGCAACGACGGCAGGAUAAAGUCCGAGUCCGAGGAAGAAGAUGGUGAAGCUGCAAACGGAGAAGAAGCUACCACGGCAGCAGCAGCAGACGGAGGUGAAACAAAUGGAGACGCAGCAGCUGAAGCUGGAAAUAGUGAAGAACCUAAUGAAGCUGCUGCUGCUGUUCCCGCAGAAGGCGGUGACGUGGAAGCAGCACCUGCAGCUGAAACAAGUAAUGAGGCCGAAAACACGCCCGCAGCCGCUGACGAAGAGAAGGCAGAGGCUCCCACUGGCGACAAUGGAGGAGAAACAGCAGAUGCUCCUGCCGCGGAUGGGGAUGGCAAGGAAGAUAGUGCAAGUGCUGAAGCCAGAGCGGAGCAGGAAGGAGACAAGCCUGUUGAGUCUCCAGCAGCGGAAGCUGGAGGAGAGGAGGCUGCAUGAGGCCCAGACCGGCCCGCUUCCGUCCCCCCGGAACUGACUGAGGAAAUGAAGUGAAGAAGCUUAGGUUACGAGUGCUGCCACGUUGAUCCUAUUUUGUUUCACGGCGGCCACGUGACGACAGCCCUGUCGCACAAGGCUUUCAAGUAGCUUCAUUUGUGCCUGCAACCACGUUGUGCUCGACGGCAGCACUAUUAUGCAUUGAGUCAUGGAGUGAGCUUGCACGUGAACCAUACCGCGUCAAAAAUGAGUAUACUUCUAAGAAAGGCGUUCUCAGCAUCGGUUCACAGUGCCCUGCGCCCCUACAUGCACACGGGACUCUAGUCUUGCGCAGUGUGGAGCUGUGGCAACGGUGUAUACUGCUAGCACGACUUUCACAUAAUACUGCAAGUAGCUCGGCCAAGUUUACGUUCAGGGGAUCUGAUUAGAGAUGCCACCUUUCAGAUUCGUAGACUCACUGCUUUCAUGAGAUGUCUAUUCUAGCUAGGGAUUAGGCCACUAAAACAGGCUGUGUCAAAUUGGAACAACGUAAAAUCUAAUAACGAAUCUCGUCCAUCUUCAAGCAAAACAAAACUCCCAAAUCAUUACUGGCAGUAAGUACAAUGGCAUGUAUUACAUCACGACAACUACCUAUUAGGCUGAGUAUUAGCUCUCAACGUUUUGUUCAAGUACAGUCAUGAUACGUGUAUAGUUUGCGAUGUGGAUGUUCUUCUUUUCCUUUUUUUUCUAUUUAGGACGUGCUGGCAUUAUCCUUGAGUUGUGAUGUGAUAUCAUUUUUGACGUUCUGCCUGUUGUUGCAACACUGCUGGGCUUCUCUCCAGUUAUGAAGUAUGCAUGUUGGUCUAUUUCCCAUCCUUGAUGCUCUAUCUCCACUGCCCUUUAGAUUAGAAGCGGCUGGAGCUGGGCAAACUAGUAGACGUAAGUCUAGGAAGGAUUUGUCAAUAAUAUUAAAAUUAAUUUUAGUCCGGUAGUACAGUGUACAAUGCUUUGUCGUCAUCUUCAAUUCACAGUGUUUCGGUUACUUCAAAGAAUUUUCAACCUUGA
Messenger RNA from Sycon ciliatum, 3568 nucleotides. Its product is annotated as thioredoxin domain-containing protein 6-like. Bases 371 to 2527 code for a protein of 718 amino acids. The transcript has 19 exons. Gene Ontology annotation, molecular function: nucleoside diphosphate kinase activity. Gene Ontology annotation, biological process: GTP biosynthetic process; CTP biosynthetic process; UTP biosynthetic process. The record is from RefSeq and is a predicted model, not a curated record. Lineage: Eukaryota; Metazoa; Porifera; Calcarea; Leucosolenida; Sycettidae.